AUGGGCUUUGAUGAUCUGAAAAUUUUAUAUCCUACUGAUGUAUAUUUCCAACCUAUCUACACCGAAAUUUCAGCAGGGAAUCACCGGCAGCAUUCUGAUUUUUCGAUCCAUGAUGGCUUUCUCUUUCGUGGCACAUGUCUCUGUGUCCCAGAAACCUCUCUUCGCAACCACAUCAUUUGGGAGGUUCAUGGAGGAGGCCUUGCUGGUCACUUCGGCCGUGACAAGACCAUCGCCAUGAUGGAGGACAGGUUCUAUUGGCUGACCCUGCACAAGGAUGUGCACCGAAUCAUCACGCAUUGCCGAACUUGUCAACUCGCCAAGAGAGCAAAGUCUAAUGCCAGCCUCUACUCUCCAUUGCCAUUGUUCUCUAAGAUGAUGCAUUUUGUGCCAUAUGCAAAAACUUAUGAUGCAUCCCAAGUUGCUGAUUUGUUCUUGAAAGAGGAUCAUGUGAAGUCAUGGGAUCUAAUUUUAUCCCAUGCCAAGUUUGCCUACAACAACAAUGUCAACCGGACCACAGGAUUGUCACCUUCUGAGGUUGUUCUCGGGUUGAAGCUGUGGCAACCCAUUGAUCUCAUUCCACUUCCCAUCGAUCUCAUUCCACUUCCCAUCAACACGAGGACCAAUGAAGGUGGUGAGGAUUUUGCUAGAAAUUUUCAGAAACUUCAUCCUUGUCGCGUCGGUCCCUUCAAGGUACUGAAACGAGUGGGACCUAAUGCAUAUGUGCUUGAGUUGCCAGAAGACUUGCAGGUUAGCCCAAUCUUCAAUGAAGACUUGCAGCCCUACGAGGGUCACUAUGCUAAUGAUGAAGAUCCUCCAGUCGUACCACCAUCACUUCCACGACAAUCAGCCCCUAAACACACCAUUGAAGACAUCUUGGAUGAUCAGAUCGUGUCCACAUGCUGA
Messenger RNA from Phoenix dactylifera (date palm), 903 nucleotides. The record is from RefSeq and is a predicted model, not a curated record. Lineage: Eukaryota; Viridiplantae; Streptophyta; Magnoliopsida; Arecales; Arecaceae.